Molecule: messenger RNA, 573 nt
Organism: Rhizopus microsporus ATCC 52813
Lineage: Eukaryota; Fungi; Mucoromycota; Mucoromycetes; Mucorales; Rhizopodaceae
Exons: 1
Coding region: 1-573 (190 amino acids)
Source: RefSeq, a predicted model, not a curated record
AUGCCACAGGAAUCCAGUGGUACUCUCUCUCGUACAUCACUUUGGAAAACGGUGCUGUCUACUACUGAAGAACCCGAUACUCGCUCACUCAAGGCUGCUAAACGACGCUUUUUGCAACAGAAUCUAGAGAUCCACCAACGAUGCCGAAACUCCAAAUUGCUUUCUAGCUGCCGCCGAUCAACCUCUGUGGAUCCUAUACUCUGGUUGCCCAUGCCUAAGUCAGUGUGCAGUCGCUGUAUACGCUGGAGAUUAGACUUGUUUCCUGGUGGCAAGCCUCAACCAUGCCCUAAGCACCCAACGCAACAGCUAUCUAAGAAUAACGCUAUUAGUUGCCUUGAUAUGCAUCAACGUCUGUCCAUGCUUAAAACUAUACGAGAUCCAUUGUCCUUCCUUCUGAAUAUGCUUCCUUUACGCCCUUCGGUUCCCCCAAACCUAGCCCUAACCUGGUCUCAACGGUGGUUGAUUCUAUGCUCUCUACUACAUGAAUUAGAUCAGCUACACCAUAACAAAUUGAUCCCUACAAAGCAUCCCCAUGGUAAAAAGCUUCUUGUGUGUUUAAAGCAAUUCAUUUAA